GGGUCAAAUACGGUAUGAAUCGUAUGAUAUUGAAAAUAGUUGUACAAACUACCAAAUGAGUAUAAAUCAAACCAAAACCCUUAAAUCAGAGUCUACUCAAACAACAAACAAUGGACACUCUUCCUCCAUUCUUCUUCUUCUUCUCCACUACUAAGCUUUCUCUCUCUUCAAUCUCUCUCCUCUUUCUCUCUGUAACAACCAUUUUCUUCACUCAAACCUUCUGCUACCAAAUCUCUUCUUCUUCUUCUUUCCGCACUUAUUCAAUCCCUUACUCCGACCACUGCGGUCAACUCAUUCCUGAGUCAACGCCAACUCACCCUUUCUUCACCGCCCAAGUUCCUGCCUUCUACAGUGCUUACGUCAUCAAUGGCGAUCAAUUCCUCGGACCCAAUUCCCAGAUCACCGCAAAUCUCAUCCCACAAACCGUUUUCAAUACCUCCUCAUCUGGGGUUUUCAAAAUUCAAUCAUCAUUGCUUGUUAGAAUCAAUUGGGCUCGAUUUCGGGACUCGAGGAAUUUGAUCAGUGUUCAUGGCGGUCCUCGGCUUCGAGUUCCUUCCAGGAAUGUGAGGUUUCAGCUAUCUGGGUUUUGGGAUUCGGCUUCUGGGCAGCUUUGUAUGGUGGGAUCAGCUUCAACGCGUGUGAUUAAUGGUAAUAUUCGUCAUUUUGAUGCUGUUUUUAAGUCUAUUUAUCCUAAUUCUGCUGUUGUUAAUACUAGUUUGAUUACUGGGACUUUGGAGAGUUUGGAUUCUGAGGGUGGUGAUGGUUAUUUUAAGCCGAUUUCUAUUAUGAGUUUUUCUAAGAUGAACUAUGCUUUUACAUUGAUUAAGGAUGAUGUUGAUAAUGUUAGUAAUAAUGAUAAUAAUGAUGGUAAGUCUUUGGUAAAUGGGGGGAGGAAAUUUGGGAAUUGUUAUCAAUUUGCAAGCUUAGAGGAUAAUUUUGAGUUGGAGUAUGAGACUGAUUGUGAUGGUAGAAAUUGUAGCAGGAUUGAUGGAAUUCUUGGGUUUUUGCCUAAGUUUAUGUCAUUGAAUGAAAUUGACUGUUCGGGGCCAAAGAUGGUUCGGGUUUCCUUUGGUUUUUCGAAUGUUAGUGAUAUUCGGAAUGGUUAUAGACAGCCAUUGGACCCUAAUAGGACGUUGGUUGCUGAGGGAUUGUGGAAUGUAGGAAAGGGUCAGCUUUUCUUUGCUGCUUGCCGGAUUUUGAAUUUCACGAAUGAGCCUUUGAAUGCUACAAUUGGUGAUUGCUCGGUUAGGGUGAAUUUUACAUUUGCGGAUACUUUGUCCAUUAGAGAUACGGGUGUAAUUACCGGGCAUGUUUGGAGCAUCAAGAGUGCAGAUGAACCAGGAUACUUUGAUAGAAUUGAGAUUCGUGCUUCUGGAACUAGGAGAGCUGCACUUCCAGACAUGAAAUAUAAGUAUACUGAAAUUGAUAGAGCCCAGAAAUUUUGUGCAGAAAAGAAAGGCAGUAAGCAAAAAGGAAAGAGUUUCCCUGAUCCCUAUUCCCAAGAUAUGAAAUUUGACAUGGAAGUCAAGAAUACCAAGGGUAAACGGGCCUGGGGCAAGGCCUAUCCUGUGUUUGUUGGUGAUCGUUUUGUGCAAAAUAUUUAUCCAUAUUUCCAUUCACGCCUAAUACCGAUUCCAAAGUCUGCUGUGAAUAAUAGCUACCAUGGCUUUCUAAAUAUUGCCUAUCGGAUAACUUUUACCCCUAAAGACGAGUUUAAGGUGGGGGGUAGAUCAUUCACUAUUAACGAUACAAUACGAAUAUCUGCUGAAGGGAUUUAUGAUACUGAUGCUGGACGCCUUUGUAUGGUAGGCUGUUGGAAUCUUAAAAAUGAUGGCAAUGCUCCCCUAAAUGCAAGUAUACUUGACUGUGAUACUUUUGUCAACAUUCAGUUUCCUCCUCGUGAUUCAAAUGUUAAAGACAUGGUCAAGGGAACUAUUGAAAGCAAACGUGACACCAUAGAUCCUCUCUACUUUGACCAUCUGGAUCUUUCAGCUACUUCACUGACAAAGUUCCAAGUAAAAAGUGCUUUUUGGAGGAUGGAUUUCGAGAUUGCUAUGGUUUUGAUUUCCAACACUUUAGCAUGCGUCUUUGUCGGGUUGCAGCUAUUCCAUGUUAAGAGGAAUCCAAAUGCCCUUCCAUAUAUUUCACUUGUAAUGCUCAUAGUGAUAACCUUGGGACAUAUGAUUCCCUUGCUUUUGAAUAUGGAAGCAUUUUUCUUGUCCAGUACCAGCAAGAGAACUGUGCUUGUUGGAAGUGGCGGAUGGCUUGAGGUGAAUGAAGUUUUAGUCAGGGUUAUAACCAUGGUUGCAUUUCUUCUAGAAUUCCGUCUUCUACAAUUAACAUGGUCUGCUAGAGCUGGUGAGGAAGACAGCCAGAAAACAAUGUGGGAAAGCGAAAAGAAGGUUAUUUAUUACACUUUGCCUUUAUAUGCAGUAGGGGCUCUGAUUGCUUGGCUUAUACUACUAUUGAGGGGUUCACAUACUGUACCAUAUCAGCAUAUUAAUUUAAAAUCAAACCCUUCCCUUCCAUUCUGGCAUGAUGUGAAGUCAUAUGCUGGUUUCAUUCUAGAUGCCUUUCUUCUCCCUCAAAUUAUCUUCAACGUGCUCUCUGAUUCUAAGGAGAGGGCUCUUGCUGUUCCAUAUUAUCUUGGGACCACAGUUGUUCGACUGCUGCCACAUGCUUAUGAUCUGUUCAGGGCUCAUAGUUCGUCAUGGAGCUUUGACCCAUGGUACAUUUAUGCAGACCCAGGAAUGAAUUUUUAUUCCACUACAUGGGAUAUCCUAAUUUCAUGUCUUGGCUUGCUGUUUGUCGUCCUUAUCUUCUUGCAGCAGUGGCUUGGUGGAAGGUGGGUUAUUCCGAAGAGAUUUAGCAAGACCGUACAAUAUGAAAAAGUGCCUGUGGGGCUGUAGGAGGGAAUAGGUGAUUCAAAGCAAUGCCCAUAAAAGCUUAUCGUGCACCAUUAAUUUUUUUACCCUCGGCCCCUGUUGUUGGGAAAACAUGUCUGCUCUGGUUACGCUAGAUGCAAUUGAAUUUGGUACAGUCCUGAAAUUCCUGAAUACCAAGGCAAAGUCUGGUAUGAAACUGCUUCCCAGUAACAUAAUGUGAGAUGGGAGUAAUGAAUUCUAUUAUUUGGAUAGCUUUCUCACCUUUUUGGAUGUUUGUUUGACAAUUUUUAGAGGCAAUGACAGUCUCUUUGAAAACUUGCUGUGUCAUACCAGGACUGCUUGUUGUCCACUUGAAUUGUGAGUAUUUAGAUCAAACAGUAUAUGUUACAACUUACAAGUAUGAAAUAUCUAGCUGCUUAUUUAUGUAGUA
Chenopodium quinoa (quinoa) is the source of this 3315-nucleotide messenger RNA. RefSeq lists its product as uncharacterized. Gene Ontology annotation, cellular component: intracellular membrane-bounded organelle. Lineage: Eukaryota; Viridiplantae; Streptophyta; Magnoliopsida; Caryophyllales; Amaranthaceae. The coding region runs from base 111 to 2909 and encodes 932 amino acids. The transcript has a single exon. The record is from RefSeq and is a predicted model, not a curated record.